Molecule: messenger RNA, 2124 nt
Organism: Lotus japonicus
Lineage: Eukaryota; Viridiplantae; Streptophyta; Magnoliopsida; Fabales; Fabaceae
Exons: 2
Coding region: 1-2124 (707 amino acids)
Source: RefSeq, a predicted model, not a curated record
AUGGACAGAUUCACCAGACAUUGUGAGUCUCUGAAAAGGCGUGAAGUCAGCUUGGAUACAGUCCGGAUGAUUCUUUUUCACUACACUUUGAAGGAUGCUGCAGAAGAUUGGUUGAGGUCACAACCCCCUAACAGCAUUCGAACAUGGGAGGACCUGGCGGAAAAAUUUAUCGCCAAAUUCUUUCCAUCCACACGCAUCAGAAAGGCGAAGCAGGAAAUUUAUGCAUUUAGACAAAGCAAAUCUGAAAAUUUGUAUGAGGCUUGGGAGCGUUUUCAAGAACUUCUGAGGAAGUGUCCAAGUCAUAAUAUUUCUGUUGGUGAACAAGUUGACAAAUUUUACUCAUCAUUGCGUGAGUACACGAGAGGUAUGUUGGAUGCAGCAGCUAAUAGUGCAUUUGAUUCAUUGCCUGCACACAGAGCUCUUGAGAUCAUCGACAAUUUGGCCACUAGAUCUUCACAGUCAGAUUAUGAUAGGGAGAACCGGGAAAGUGUGCAUGAAGUUGGAAUAAAUGAGGAUGUCCUCGCAUCCAACAGAAAGUUGUCACAAAAGAUGGAUGCAAUAGUACAACGUUUGGAUGGUCGCAAACUGAGUGCUGAAGAUGCUGCAUUUGAUGAGGAAGUGAAGGCAAUGGGUAAUCCUCAAAACAAUCCCUACUCAAAUACUUAUAAUCCGGGUUGGAGGAAUCACCCUAACUUUUCAUGGAAAGGUCAAGACAAGUUUGGAAAUUCAAGGGAGUACUCUAAUCAAAGGACUUAUGGUCAAGAUCAGAAACCUCAACCCUCUCAAGAGCAAGGAAGUGGGAAGAAGAGCCUAGAAGAAAUUGUGGGAGAACUGGCCCAAGCUACUAGCAAGCUUCAGGUAUCCACAAAUAGCUUCAUUAAUGAAUCCAGAAAUAACUUCAAAAAUCAGGAGGCUUCAAUCAAAAAUUUGGAGAAUCAGGUCGGUCAAAUUUCCAAACAAUUAUCUGAGAGAUCUCCAGGUAUGUUUCCUAGUAACACUGUGCCUAAUCCUAGAGAGAAUAUUUCUGCUGUUACUCUAAGAAGUGGAAAAGUUAUGCAUCAAAUUGAAAAGAAAAAAGAUAAUGAAAAGAAUAAGAGUGAGACUGAGAAUAAAAGUGAAACUGAAGUGAUAACAAAGAGGAGGUUGGAGAAGCAAUUCUCCAAGUUUGUUUCUAUGUUUAAAAAGUUGCGUGUAGACCUCCCAUUCUCUGAAGUUUUAGAAAAGAUGCCUCAAUAUGCCAAGUUCAUGAAGGAGAUACUUUCUAAGAAAAGGAAGUUGAGUGAAGAGAAUGACAUCGUUGAGCUUACUGAGGAGUGUAGCGCUAUUCUGCAAAAGAAGCUUCCACCUAAACGAAAGGAUCCAGGUAGUUUCACUCUACCUGUUAAUUUUGGGGCUUCAAAGGAAGUGAGAGCUUUAUGUGAUUUAGGGGCAAGCGUCAACUUAAUGCCCCUAUCAAUGUUCGAGCGACUUAAUGUUGGAGAGCUGAAGCCAACAAUGAUGAUGCUUCAACUAGCAGACCGCUCCAUGGUAACUCCUUGGGGAGUUGUUGAAGAUGUGCUAGUGAGAGUAGGAGAGUUUGAGUUCCCGGUAGAUUUUGUGAUAAUUGAUAUGGACGAGGACUCUAAAAUACCAUUGAUUCUGGGAAGACCGUUCCUAGCCACUUCACAAGCGAAAAUAAAUGUGGGAAAAGGAACAAUAUCUUUAAGGGCUGAUGAGAAAAUCAUUUUCACCAUAUUUGACCUGAAGCCAAAGCAAGUUGAGAAGAAUGAUGCAUUCUUGGUGGAGAUGAUGGACGAGUGGAAUGAUGAGAAGUUGAAACAGUUCUUCUUCACAGAAAAAACUAGAGCAAUAAUUAAGAAGGAGAAGAACCAAAGAAAUCAAGCUGAAUCAGUUCAUUUUGCAAGCGUUGUGGUCAACAUGGAGCAGAAAGAGGAGAAAGAGAAAGGAGAAUACUUCAUAUGGAAGCCAAAACCUAAGAAAGAUGAGAAACCUCCCAUCCCUUUUAACUCUAAAUUGAAUAAUUGUGUUCAUGCUUUUGAGAUUGCUUGCAAGAACAUGGUGAAAAUGUGUGCUGAGUUUAAGGAUCCUGGAAGUGCAAUUCACUAUGGGGUAAACCCCGGAUAG